UUAAGAUCAUUUUUGGUGUUAGAUACACACAGUUCUUCCAGAGAUUAGAGGGCAUCGAAGAUCUGUUAAGCUUUUCCUUAUAUUUUCUAUUGCUUGUUCUUCAAGAAUCCUCUGGUCGAUCAAAUUACGAAAUCCAAACGAAAAUGGCGAGCAGGUCUGCUUCUAAAUUCAAGCGCUUCAAAGAUUUGUAUAUUAAGAUAAACAUACUUAAAAUCAGUGGAUAUUAUGAUAAAUCAUUGGAAGAAGUGACGAAGAUGCUCAAGGCGUAUCCCCAGGCUUCUACUCCCUAUUUGCUCAAGGCUUACGUUCUGUUAGAAAAGGCAAAAGAUCCUGCUGCUCUUAAGCCAGUCGCCAAAGACUCACCGCCUUCUGAGGAUCUUGCUGCUCGUAAGCCGGCCGCCAAAGACGUACCGCCGUCUGAGGAUCUUGCUUCUCUUAAGCUGGCCGCCAACGACAUACCGCCGUCUGAGGAUCUUGCUUCUCUUAAGUCGGCCACCAACGAAGGACCGCCGUCUCAGGAUCUUGCUAAAGCACGGCCAUCAUUGCAUGCCACGCCUCCGCUCUUGAAGAGAGAUUUGUUUCUGGUACAGGCUGAGCAAGCCAUUGAGGUGGCUAUCCAAUUAUCGCCCUCAUGCCUCGAAUAUGCUUUUUGCCGAGCAAGCAUAAAAAUGGCAAGCAACGCCUACUCAGAUGUCAUCCAAGAAUGUGAACGGGCUCUCUCGAUUAUUCAUCCCGUGGAUGAACAUGGUAAAAUUGUCGAUGAACUGGACGAGGCUGGUAAUUUUGUCGAGAAAGAGCACUCUCUUGCUAGGCUUAACAAUCUUAAAAAGGCAUUGAAAGAACUCAGGAGAAAGGCUAAGGAACUUUUGGCAGGUAGGGCUGUGAGAGCUGCAGGGAGGACAGAGAGGAAUGAAAGAGGUGAGAGGGGCUAUGAUAGCCAAUUUGAGGUGGUGGGAACAUCCAUUGAGAAUGAUACAGAGCAUGUCAGGGAGGGGGUGACAGGUCUUGAUGAUGUUGCCGGGACUUCAGGGGGCUGAUGACUUUUGUGGUAAAUUUCAUUUGGUAAAUCUCAGGCAGUCUUUUGAUAGUUGCUCAGCAAAAUGUAUCUGGUUUUCCUAAGUUCAAAUUUCUGUUGUGUUCGUGGGUAUAGUUGUUUCUUUCUUUUAUCAAAUGUUACUUAAACUGUCAUAGUUCUUUUUGAAUACUGUUGAGAGGGACUUGCUUCAUGCCCAAAUUAAGAACUGAGUCAUAGUUCCCCUAUUGUCAAAUGUUCUUUGUUUGUUUUGUGUUCUGGUUCUUGUUGAAUACAUUUUUUGUUGCGAGA
Tripterygium wilfordii is the source of this 1324-nucleotide messenger RNA. RefSeq lists its product as uncharacterized. NCBI's taxonomy places the organism in Eukaryota, Viridiplantae, Streptophyta, Magnoliopsida, Celastrales, Celastraceae. The record is from RefSeq and is a predicted model, not a curated record. Gene Ontology annotation, molecular function: protein binding. Bases 144 to 1037 code for a protein of 297 amino acids. The transcript has 2 exons.